Messenger RNA from Conger conger (European conger), 8489 nucleotides. Its product is annotated as probable JmjC domain-containing histone demethylation protein 2C. Gene Ontology annotation, cellular component: chromatin; histone deacetylase complex. Bases 416 to 7645 code for a protein of 2409 amino acids. The record is from RefSeq and is a predicted model, not a curated record. Gene Ontology annotation, biological process: regulation of transcription by RNA polymerase II. NCBI's taxonomy places the organism in Eukaryota, Metazoa, Chordata, Actinopteri, Anguilliformes, Congridae. Gene Ontology annotation, molecular function: chromatin DNA binding; transcription coregulator activity; histone H3K9 demethylase activity. The transcript is spliced from 26 exons.
UUCAACGACUGCUAUCUGGCUGUAGCAUCAAUUUAUAUCCACAUACGGAAUACAGGGUUACGUACAAGCUAGCUGACUCUGAUGGUUUUGGAAACGGAAUACCCCUCAAGGAUAAAGUGAAUUUGUCUGGCGUAGGAAAAGGUUCACUGCGGUUUUUAUCAGGGCGACGUGCAGUGGGGGCGGAGUGAUAUCACUGUACGCAAGCUAAUGACUGGCUUUACUGAAUCAUACCGCUCAGGGUAGUCUGCUGGCUGCAGGCGAGUAGACGUUUAAAUCCCCCGGGUUACAUUAGACAGCCAAAGACUCGGAAACUAUUCGAAGGGCUUUUGAUUAUUUUUGUUAGUAUUAAAGGUUUCUUUUAUAGAAAAUGUCUAUACAGUAGGGUGUUGCUUUCGAAGUAUUGCGAAGGUUUUCCAUGGCGGUGGAAGAGCGCCCGGAGCUGGUUGGAAAGCGGUUCCUGUGCGUGAGCGGACUGGAUCUGGUGGAGCUCGCGGAGAUCGCGCGCUGGAGAUGGCGAGCGGGGGUAAUCCGUGCAGUUACACACCGCGACAGUGACAACCCGGAGCUCAUGGUGUACGUGGAGUUUGACGGUCUGGAGUGGGAGAGGAGAGAGUGGGUGAAGGUACGCGAAGGCCACCGGGUCUUCCUGCUGGAGAAGGGCCUGGUCUGGGCCUGGAGGAAGGACACCACGCAGCUCCAGGGGUCAAAGGUCAAGCAGAUCCAGUGGCCUGCCUUGACGUUCAAGCCCUUAGUUGGGAAGUCUGUCUUGGGGCCGGUCACCGCGGUGGAGUUCCUCUGUGACAGGCGAGUGGAUUUCCUCACAGAAGACGGCGCAUACUGGCCUUAUGAGGAGGAGGCUGCCAUCUUGAAUCCAGUGCUCAGGGACAAUCUGCAGCUACACCAGGAGGUGUGUGCCUGGGUGAAAGAGCAGAAAACCCAGGACAUUUUUAUGAGAGGCCCCUACUCUCUGAACGGACACAGGGUGCGGGUUUACCGCCAGGACUCUGCCACUCAGUGGUUCUCAGGAAUCAUCACCCAUCACGACCUGGGCAGCCGUGCCAUGAUCGUGAUGAACGACCAGGUACUAGAGCCUCAGAAUGUUGACCCUUCUACGGUGCAGAUGACAUUUUUAGAUGAUAUUGUGCAUUCUUUGCUGAAAGGUGAAAAGAUUGGCAUUGCGUCCAGACGUCGGACUCGCACCAGCCAAAAUGGCAGCAGUGUUCCUGCUCAUCCCACACGUACACAGGCCAGCAGCCCCAGGGCCCUGAGCACCUCUGGCUCCACGCCUCAGGCCCAGCCCUCGCCCGGAGGGAAAGAUCCCUCGGCGAUUAGAAGUGAAGCCAUGGUGAAUAAGAGGAGGAAGCCAGAGGAGGACAGGGGCGACGUGAAGCGGAGGAAAGUGGAGGAUGGGUGUGGCAGGGCUGAGAGCGGCCAAUCAGAGAGCAGGAAAGGCACGGGCGCUUCCGAGCCCCACCCAGAGGGGGAGGAGCUAUCCCAGAGUGCCGAGGGGCCGGACGGCGAGGAGCAAUCCCAGAGUGCCGAGGGGCUGGAGGAGGAGGAGGCGGCCCCCGGGGAGGGUAAGGAAACUGGGACAGAGACACUCCCGUCUGACGAACCUGCACUGGGAGGGGCGAAGACCCCACCUGCUCCGCAGCACCCAAUCGGUGGCAACUCUGAAACACAGGAGCAGGAGUGUGGGGCAGGAAUGAAGGGCAGCUCGAAACCGUUAUCUGCGGAACAUUCCGGAAACGUCGUGCCCAGAACGCGGACGCCGCCGGAUGCGCUCGACCCCGCAGAGGGCACCGGCAGACCCCAGGAGGGCUCGGGGGCCGUCUCCGCUCCGCAGCCUUCCCAGGAGGCUGAGCGGCACACCACGGAGACCUGGCCCGCGUCAGACUGCAGGAGCACGGAGCAUAAGCCACAGCUGCGGGACUCUCUCUCUGAGGAGACGGCCCCGCCCAGCUCAAGCCAACAGAGUCCUGCGGCCACGCCCUGCGUUCCAAACCCCUCCUUCCCCCAGGAAGUCAGAACACCCUACAAGCAGAGCUCUUCUCCAGACAUCCCCAGACCCAGACCCUCUCCAGGACUGGCCUUGUCCAACGAUGUGUCCAAACGGGACCCCUCCCCUGGCGAGAAGCAGAGAGGCCGCCGGGCCAAUGGCAGCGCGGCCCCGGAGGGGUCAGGGGGCGAGCCGGACGAGCCGCACCCCGUCUUUAAGCCCAUCGCUCUGCGAGGCUCCGCCUCCGAGCCCCCCAGCAGCCCGCUCCAGCCCUUCACCGUCUACAGGGACCCCGCCCUCCGCCGGCCGCCGACCGAGCCCGGCCACUACCUCCACCCCCUCCACCCGCUCCACCAGCCCCCGCGCUCCGGCCCCCACCCCGGCCUCCUCCACCACCCCCACCUCCUUCCCAGCCUGCUCCCCGGGCUGGCCCCGCCCUCCAUGCUGGGGGCCGUGGGAUUGGCUCAUCACCCCCACCAUCAGCAGCCCCCCGGUCCCGCAGGGCCCUCCUACAACCACCUGGGUCUGUACCCCAUCGUCUGGCAGUACCCCGCCCUGGGGCUGCCGGGCGCCAAGUGGGGGCAUCCGGAGAGUUCCGUCAGCUCAGAGACCUGUCUGAGGAGGAACACGGCCAGCCCCUGGCUGCCCCAGCACACCCCUGUCAGCUCCCCCGACACCCUGGGGUUCCUGAGCCACGCCCCCGAGGGCCUGAGGUCACUGAGCCACGCCCCCGCGAGACCCGCCAGCGCUGACCCCCAGCCCCGCUCCAGCCCCUCGCUGUCCAACAGCACGCCGGAGAAGAGUGGUUUCGGGGAGCCGCCUCGAGCCUUCACCCCGACGCACCCCGCCCCGGACACGGACAGCAUGUGGCCCCUGGGGGCCAGAGAGGGCCACCACCAGCGCCACUUCCUGGAUCCCCUUCCGGGCCAGCAGAGGGCGCCGCAGGGCCCCGUCGACAGAGCCAGCAUGUACAAGGAGGAGAGCCGGCGUAUCCUCCAGGAGAGCAUCCAGGUCGCUCCUUACACGGCCAAGAUUCGGCCCAGUGAGGGAGAGAGAGAGCCUUACCUGGCCCUGCCCCCUCCGACCCCGCCCCUUGCCAAGAGCCACGGCCUUUACAGAGACCUGGACCCCGCCGCUAGUGAGAUGUACGGGCUGAAGCCCCACUCUGUGCCCCAGUGUGGGGGCGGGGUCUUCCCCUGCCUGUCCAAUGGCGAGGCUCGCCAGGCCUACCCCAGCCCGCCCCCGCCUGCCCCCCUGUUCAGCAGCAGGGCCCAGUCCGACCACCCUUCCCCCGUUACGCGUCCGGUAGAGAUGGCGGAGCGGCUCUCCCUGUCCGACCCUCUCCGCUGCAUGCCCGCCCUGCACAGGGCUCCGGUCUUUCACCCCCCUCCCCCGCAUACCCAGCAUGCUCUGGGGCACCCCGAGGGAAGAGCAGCCCGGCUGUCUCCGCCCACGCUCACCCCCGUCCACGCGGUGAGCUCGACUGGGCCGGGGCCGGCGGUGGGGCCGGUGCCGGAGCAGCAGAGGCCCCCCACGCUCAUCCCGGAGGUCAGGGGGGCGGGGGGCGGCAGUGGGACACGCAGCACCCCGCCCGAGGGCUGGGGACCCGGGGCCAGCGGAGGCACUAAGCCCCAGUCAGCGGCGGCCUCUGUGAUCAUGCGGCCCUCCGUCUGUGUGAGGGGCGCGGGGGGCAGUCUGCCUGGGGGAGCCUUGGAGCACACCUCCCUCAGGAACGGCACCCAGGGAGGGGCUGCCUGCCCUCCUGCAGCUCCGCCCAACGGCGUGUGCAAUCCCAGCUCUGUGGAUCCGCCCUCCACCGCCGCUGAUCCAGGCCAAUCGGGCGGGACGUCGGCCAGGGAGAAAGCAGAAGGUGCUGCCAGGCCCCAAGAGGCCCUGCCCCCCUCUCCCAGCGCACAGCUGCCCCAGGGUUUGCUGCACCCCGGCCACAUCGUCCACCUGAAGAAGCGCAAGGCUGUGCUCGCUGCUGCCCAGCUUCAAAUGGCCAACCCUACCCAGAGCAGCGCAAGCGCCCUGCCUCCGCUCCCGCCCCCCAUUUCCCAUGCCAAUGGUGUGACCAGUGCCAGCUCCCUGACCAAUGGGAAGCCAACCCCACCCAGCUCCCUCACCAAUGGGAAGCCAGCCCCGCCCAGCUCCCUGACCAAUGGGAAGCCUGCCCUGCCCAGCUCCCUGACCAAUGGGCAGUGGGCCCCACACAACUCCAUAAUGUAUGGGAAUCAGGCCCCACCAAACUCCCUGACCAAUGGACACCAGGCCUCACCCAGCUCCCUGACCAAUGGGCAGCCGGCCCCACCCAGCUGCCUGACGAAUGGACAGCUAGCUUCACCCAGCUCCCUGACCUACGGGCAGUGGGCCCCACACAACUCCCUAACGAAUGGGAAUCUGGCCCCACCAAACUCCCUGACCAAUGGGCAGCCGUCCCCGCCCAGCUCCCUGACCAAUGACCAGCUGGCCCCACCCAGCCGGCCAAACUACCACAAGCUGAAGAAAGCCUGGCUGACCCGCCACUCGGAGGAGGACAGAAACGGCUCCGCAGCCGGGAAGCCUGAGACCAAGCCCUCCGCCCUCAGCCUGACGGCAUCCACGCCGGCCGGUCCAGACUCCUCAGACCAGGAGGUCAGACACGGGCAGGACGUCGGGGAGAAGAAGGUCGGAGAGAAUAAGGAGAGCAGGGAGAAGGAGGAUGUCAGAGAGAAGAAGGUCGGAGAGAACAAGGAGAGCAGGGAGAAGGAGGAUGUCAGAGAGAAGAAGGUCGGAGAGAAUAAGGAGAGCAGGGAGAAGGAGGAUGUCAGAGAGAAAGCGGAGGUCAGAGAUAAGCAGGAUAACAGAGAGGUGCCGGACGUCGGAGACGACCCGGUGGCCAGAGAGGAGCAGGGGGAGGGGAAACCUCAAAGAGCCGCCAAGCGGAGCUACAAAUCCACCUCGGAGAGCACGGAGGAGUCGGACGGCAGCCAAUCAGAGCACAGGGCCAAACGGCUGGCCAAGCCCACCUACAAGAAGAAGCAGAGCGACCUGAGGAAGAGGAGGAGCAACAGGAAGGAAGAAGAGGAGGAGCCCAGAGCGAACGGCGUCUUCCGGAGUGCCAAGGAGAAGAACAGGCUGAAGCUGGCCGGCAGCAACGGGGUCCCGCGCUCCGUGCUGAAGGACUGGCGCAGGGUUCGCAAGCUGAAGCAGACGGGGGAGCCCUUCCUGCAGGACGACUCCUGCUCCCAGGCCACGCCCAGCCUGCAGAAGUGCCGCGAGUGCCGAUUGGCCCGCAGCCGGAAAGGGGAGGAGCCCGGCCACUCGCCCGUCUUCUGCAGGUUCUACUACUUCCGACGGCUCUCAUACAGCAAGAAUGGAGCGGUGAGAGUGGACGGCUUCUCCUCCCCAGACCAGUACGAUGAUGAGGCCAUCAGCAUGUGGGCUCCCGGUGUCUGUGAGCAAAACAAGCUGGAUGUGGAGACGGCCAAAUACAUCCUCAGCUGCAUCGGGGACAAAUUCUGCCAGAUAGCCAUGUCUGAAAUCACAGCAGCAACGUGCAUCAAGAAAAAUGUGUCUCUGGCCUGGAAGAGGGCGGUGCGAGGAGUCAGGGAGAUGUGUGACGUCUGUGAGGCCACGCUCUUCAACCUGCACUGGGUGUGCCAGAAGUGCGGCUUCGUGGUGUGCGUGGACUGCUACAGGACGAAGGAGCGGAAGGUCUCUAAAGAGAAAGACCAGUACCCUUGGCUGAAGUGUGUCAAAGGACAGCCUCAUGAUCCCAAGCAUCUGAUGCCCACUCAGAUCAUUCCUGGAACAGUGUUGGCAGACCUGCUGAACACCAUGCACACUCUCAGGGAGAGGUUUGGCAUUAGGGCCCACUGUGCCUGCUCUGUGAAGCUCAGCACGAUCCCGUCCACCAACGGGGUGUCCCAGGUGUUGCAGAAUGUGCUGAACCACAGCAAUAAGAUGUCCCUGUGCAAGCCCCCCGGGUGCCAGGAGGACCCCUCGCUCAAGGCCGAGUCAGACUGCAAGCCCGCCCCGCCUGAGGCCCAAUCCCCCCUGCACUUCCUGGCUGACCUCGCCGAGCAGACCUCCCGCCAGGAGAAGAAAGAAAAUAAGGAGUCAGCGGUGGGGGUGGUGGCGGUGGUGAAAGAGGUGGAGCAGGGCGAGGGGGUGGAGGUGCAGAGCGCUAAGCCCUCCAUCCUGGGGCCCAGCAGCACAGAGCAGGGCUCCACCCUCAGAGACCUGCUCACCACCACCGCCGGGAAGCUCCGUCUGGGCAACACCGAGGCCAGCAUGGCCUUCUCACCGGUGUACUGCAGUCUAACCCAGACCAGUAAAAGCAGCAGGUGCAUGCCCAACAUCUUGGAUGACAUCAUCGCCUCGGUGGUGGAGAACAGGAUCCCGGCCGGCAGGCCCAGCAGGCCCAAACCCAAGCAGGAGGGGGGCGAGGAGGCCAGGGCGGAGCCGAAGAAGCCCGACGCGGAGGACCCCGCGCCCACGGCCCCCUCAGACGCCCCUCACGCCUGGCUCUGUGACAAACGCCUGCUGUGGCUCAGAGACCUUCAUCAUCCCGGCAACUGCAAGCUCUUCAGGGAGAGCUGGGAGCUGGGCCAGCCGGUGGUGGUCUCUGGCAUCCAGAAGAAGCUAAAAGCCAGUCUGUGGAAGGCCGAAUCUUUCAGCCGGGAGUUUGCUGACCACCAGGGAGACCUGGUAAACUGCAGGGACGGGGCGGUGUCCGUGUCCGGCGUUAAGGAAUUUUGGGAUGGCUUUGAGGACUUGACGAGGUGGCGGGGUAAAGGCAGUGAGGCGCCAGUGUACCGGCUAAAGGACUGGCCUUCAGGGGAGGAGUUCAUGGCUCUCAUGCCUUCCCGGUAUGAUGACCUGAUGACUAACCUCCCCCUGCCGGAGUACUCCACCCAAGAGGGGAGUCUCAACCUGGCAUCCUGGCUGCCCCCCUUCUUUGUGCGGCCAGACCUGGGCCCCAGACUGUGCUGUGCUUAUGGCAUAGUUGCGUCCCAGGAGCAGGACUUCGGAACGUCCAACAUCCACCUGGAAGUGUCCGACACCAUCAGCAUCCUCGUUUAUGUGGGCGUGGCCAAAGGAAAUGGAGUCCUGUCCAAAACCGGUCUGCUGAAGAGGUUGGAAGAGGAGGAUCUGGAUGAAGGAAUGAAGAGGAGACUGAGGGACUCCAGUGAAAUGCCAGGGGCUCUUUGGCAUAUCUACCCCAGCAAAGACACAGACAAGAUCAAAGAAUUCCUCCACAAGGUUGCCCGGGAAGAGGGCGAUGAGGAGCUGCUGGAGCAGGAUCCGAUGGGAGAGCCGGGCCAGUACCUGAGCAGGGCACUGAGGGACCGGCUGCAGGAGGAGCAGGGGGUCCAGGGCUGGACUCUGCUGCAGUUCCACGGAGACUCGGUCCUGAUUCCUGCUGGGGCCCUGCACCAGGUGCAGAACCUCCACAGUUGUGUGCAGGUGAUCAGUGACUUUGUGUCUCCAGAGCAUGCGGUGCACUCCUUCCACCUAACACAGGAACUCCGGUCCUCCUGCCAGGAACUCAACUACGAAGACAAGCUCCAGAUCAAGAACAUCUUCUACCACUCAGUGAAAGAGGCCGUGGGGACGUUAAAGAGGAGCGGGGCGGAGGAGCCGGGCCAGGCGCCGGCGUGAACACGGGCUCCUCUCAGCUCCUGACGACGCGCACACGCUAAGAGCAGCCUCAGGGAGCCGGGCCCAGGCCAUCUGAGGACCAUGUAGCAGCAACAGCACAGCCCUUCUGCUUUCACUCUGCACACUCUACCUGUUACCUUAUAUUUAUUAUCAGAGUUAUUUGUGCCGUGGUGAAUGUAAAUGUGGCUUGUACAGGCGUGUACAGUUUAUUAAAUGUAUUCUGUGAGCAGAUUGCAGACGCCAGCUCUAGCCUGUAUGCGGGAGGUCUUGCCUGUAUCCCCGCCUACAGACAGACCAUAUGUAUUACGAUGACCUGCCAAACUGUUGAAAAUGUAAUAAGAUUAUAUUCAGUACAGAAAGAGAAAUGAACUUAAUGGGUUGCAGAUAAUUGUAUCGGGAGGCAUUUAAAAUGUUAUUUAUUGAAGAAAAUCUUGUUUUAUUAAGAAUUUAUUAUGCUGAAAUGUUGAAGUUGAAUGAUAAAUAUUAUAUGUAAAUACAUACAUGUACAGUGCUGUGAAAAACAAUAUUUGAUUUGAUUCCUGAUUUCCUGUAUCACAUUUUUCUCACGCUGAAUGGUUUCAGAUCUUUAGAUAACUUUUAUUAAAUACGUUUAAAUGUGUUUUGUGUUUACUCCAUUUCACUUUGUCUGAUAUUACAUUUUGUCUAAAGAUCAGAAGUAAUUUGUUGUGACAAAUAUGCAAUAUUAGAGGAAAUCAGGAAGGGGGCAAAUACUUACUCAGAGCACUGUAUAAUUCAAUAAUGUAUUUUUUACGUGUUAAAACUUCGUACACUGACAUUAAAACGUGUUUUACAUUUUCCAUUAAAAUGGAUUUAUCCGUUUCAA